Plutella xylostella (diamondback moth) is the source of this 2869-nucleotide messenger RNA. The record is from RefSeq and is a predicted model, not a curated record. NCBI's taxonomy places the organism in Eukaryota, Metazoa, Arthropoda, Insecta, Lepidoptera, Plutellidae.
AAUUUACGUUAUCUGCACAAAAUUAGACCACGCAACACUGAAGGAUUGGGAGAUGCAGCGCGGACCCAACAACGCAAUUCCAACAUUUUCGGAAUUUAAUUCAUUUAUAAAAAACCGCGCUGCAUGGCUGGAAUCCAUCGAAGAAAAUCACCAAAAACUGCGUAGAUAUAGCGAUACUCCACCCGUUCGCGCCAAAACCUUUGUGGCAAAUUAUUCGAACUCCGCGCAUGCGAGUGGCUCUAAUCCUUCACAAAAUUCCCAUUUCUGCCCAGUUUGUAAACAAUCACAUAGCAUAUAUGAAUGCACAAAAUUCAGAUCCAUGACCAUAGAAGGGAGGAUGGAUAAGGUAAAACAAUUAAACCUUUGCCAGAAUUGUCUGCGUAAAGGUCACGAUGAAACACAUUGUUGGAGAGGUUCGUGCAAAAUUUGCAACCAGAGACACAACAGCAUGAUACAUCUAAACCAUGGAGAGCCAAAUCUAGAUUCGAAUACAAAAAUUGACCAAUGUGUCGUCUUACCGAAUGUAGAAAAUCUGACGAACAACACAGAGCCGAAGCAAACAACUAAUCAAUCGUCGAACACAAUAUCCUUAUCAGUGACGCAUCCAAGCCAAGCCCAGGUAUUGUUAAGCACUGUAAUUGUCAGUGUAGCGGAUAAAAAUGGUAAACACCACAAAGUGCGUGCACUGUUAGAUCAAGGCAGCACAGCAAGUUUCUUAACAAAUGAUUUACUCACACAACUUCAAACACCUUGUUAUCAUACCUCUGUUUCAGUCCAAGGAUUAAAUAAUCAAACGUCUAAAAUAUCAAAAAGGUGUGAUGUAUCAAUAGCAUCACUCUCUGCCAGUGGUUACACGACAGACGUUAAUUGUUUUGUUGUGCCACAAAUCACGCAAGUAAUACCCAUGAAUAAAAUAAACUGCGGUAAUCUAAAAAUACCCCCACACAUCUACCUUGCCGAUCCUACCUUUGCCAUCCCAUCGGAGGUGCAAAUGCUGUUGGGAGCUGACAUCUUCUGGGACAUACUCUGUAACAAUCGUGUCAGCCUAGGCAAGGCGAAACCAACCCUUGUAGAAACAAAAUUAGGGUGGUUAGUUGUGGGCUCUAUACCGACAUCAUACAACACACUAGGUCAACAUGAUACAGUCCACUGCAACUUGAUAAACAAAAUCGAACUAGAAGAAAAAAUCAACAAAUAUUUUGAAUUGGAGUCCUUACCUGCUCAACAAUCCCAAUCAAGGAAUGAAGCUGAAUGUGAGAAGCUCUUCUUGAAAACUACAGUCCGUAACCCAGAUGGUAGGUUGGUUGUGACAAUACCCCUUAAGGAGAACCCUCAAUGUCUCGGCGAUUCAAAGCAACAAGCACUGAUUAGAUUCAAUUCAUUAGAACGUAAGUUCAGCAAAAAUGAAGCAUUUAAAACAAAAUACAUAAACUUUAUGAAGGAAUACAUAGAGCUAGGUCAUAUGUCGGAAAACAAAACACCCCAAGAUGACAAUGAAUCCUACUUUUUGCCGCAUCAUGGUGUCUUGCGAGAAGACAGUCUAACAACUAAACUAAGAACAGUAUUCGAUGCCUCUGCAGUAACAAGCACUGGUAAGUCAUUCAAUGACAUCCAACUCAUAGGUCCUCCUGUACAAGAUGACUUAUUGAGUAUUUUAAUCCGAUUCCGACAGCACAAAUAUGUGGUCACUGCCGACGUAGAAAAAAUGUACAGACAAAUCUUAGUGAAUGAAUCACAAAGAAGUUUACAACAGAUAUUCUGGCGAUCAGAUCCAAGUCUAGAACUCAAGCAAUACAAACUAAACACCAUAACGUACGGCACAGCAUCCGCCCCUUACCUUGCAACUAGAUGCUUGAAACAAUUAGGUCUUGAAAGCACUAAUGAGGAUGUAAGAGAGGUGAUUAUACACGACUUCUACGUAGAUGAUUUAAAUACUGGCUCAGAUAAUGAAAAAACGCUAAUCGACAAUUGUAAGGGUGUUUUAGAGCAGCUACGCGGUGCCCAAAUGAAUUUACGAAAAUGGCGAUGUAACAAGCCAGAAUUGUUAAAAAAUAUUGUGGGUGAAACAAGUCAAGACGAAUUACAAAUUUUGGAUAAGGACGAAUAUGCAAAAAUUUUAGGAUUACAGUGGGCCUGGAGAAGGGACACAUUGCUAUUCUCUUCCACAAUGAAAACGAACAUUCGUUCAGCUAAGUCAAGCAAACGCAUAGUGCUAUCAAUGCUUGCACAAAUCUUUGACCCCCUAGGAUUGAUAAACCCGUGUACACUUAAGGCAAAACUCAUAUUACAAACACUUUGGGCUAACAACAUACCUUGGGACGCCGAAUUGCCAACCGAAGUCGAAUCACAAUGGAAUAAUUUUACGAAUUACAUAUCCGACUUAAUCUCAAUUGAAAUCCCGCGCAGGGUCUUAUGUGACUCCUACGUCAGGUUAGAGAUGCAUGCAUUCAGUGAUGCAUCUAUCAAGGCAUAUUCAGCCUGUGUUUACCUUCGAUCUGUUACAAUGGAUGGAGACGUCACUGUUAAUCUACUAUUGGCAAAGAGUAGGGUCGCCCCUCUCAAACAGCGGCUAACCAUACCGAGGCUCGAACUCUGUGGUGCUCUACUAGCUACAAGGUUAGCAAAGAAGGCGAAGGAAUCACUUCGCUUGGAAAUCGAUGUUCAGCAUUUUUGGUGUGAUUCAACGAUCGUUUUGAGCUGGAUUAAGACAUGCAAACAAACUUUAAAACAAUUCGUGUGUAAUAGAAUCACUGAAAUCACCAACAUCUCAGAGCCUAACGAUUGGCAUCAUGUUCCAACAGAACUUAAUCCAGCAGACAUAGGCUCUCGUGGGCUCAACGCUACACAACUAAAGGGCUCUACCUUAUGA